GAAUCAGUUCAAAUUUCGUAAGACAGUAGCAGACAGUAGCGUAUUAUUAGACAGUUAUUUGGGGCUUUUAAAAAAAGAGUUAAAAUUUUUUAAAAAUAAAUAAGUUAAAUAUGGUAUUUUUGAAUUAAAAAAAUAUAUUUUUAUUGAUACAGAUAAUUGGAGAUAAUUGUCUAGUUUUUUUAACUUAAAAAUGUGAAAUUUUUAAUUAAUUAAAAACACUAUAAAAAUUAAUUAUAUGGCUUCUAGAAAUUUAUUUUUUUGUAAAAUUUAAAAUUUAGAGAAAAUAAUUUUUAUUAGAAACAAUUAGAAAUAAUAAUUGCACUAGUUAUUUUUUUAUUUUAAAAUUAAAUUUUUGGUUUUUUUUUUUUUCUAAAAUAAAAUAAUAUAAAUAAUGUUAAUUAUCUAUUUUUAAAUUAGAUACGUUUAGAUAUUUUGGAAAAAUAUAUUUUUUUGAGUGUGUAAACAGAGCUUAGUAAUUUAAUAAUUAUUUAGCUUAGUAAUUUAAUACUAUUAUUUAUAAAUAUAAAACAAUAUAAAAUUUAAAAAUUAUUAAAAUUUUUAUUGACUUUGCAUUUUUGUAAACAAUCUAAAGGUCUGUUUACACAAUUACGUUGUUGUUGCUUAAAAGUCAGCUGUUCGAAAUCGUUUCAUCCUGUAAACACGUGUUUACACACCCACACAACUGAUAAUGACAUAUUAUUUUGACCAUUGUUGACAAUCAACCAAAUAAAAAUGACAGUUUCAUUGUUAUUAUUUAUAUUUAUUUAUUUAUUUUCUUUUGACACUGUCACUUCAUCUGAUCACUCGUACGAAGUUAAUUGCAGUACUUUACGAAUGGGACAAUACAUUUGUCCACAUCCUGAUGAAAAUUAUAUUGAUUUAAAAACUCAACAACCAAAAGGAUGUACAAAAAACAAUCAAGCAAAAGUUGUUUGUUUAGCAGCAGAAGGAUUAAUAUGUUCAGAAACUAAAAAUAAUACUUUUAAAAAAGACAUUCCAUGCAAAUGGACGAAUGGCUACUCGUUUGAGACAACAGUACUUUUAUCAGUAUUCCUUGGAAUGUUUGGAGCUGAUAGAUUUUACCUUGGUUAUCCAGCAAUUGGUUUAUUAAAAUUAUGCACAUUAGGAUUUUUAUUUCUUGGACAAUUUUGUGAUUUAAUUCUAAUAACAACACAAAUUGUUGGACCAGCUGAUGGCUCACAUUAUGUUAUGCCAUAUUAUGGAGCUGAAAUUAAUAUUAUGACAUGUGAUAAUUUUACAUACAAAGUACCUCAACUUGAUUGGUAAAAUUUAUAAAAAAUUUAAAUUAAUAAAAGUAAAUUAUUUACAAUCUUUUUAUAAAAUUAUAUUUAUUGUAAAUUGUUGAAUUAUUAUAGUGAAAAUAAUUUUUGAUUCAAAUUAAUCAAGACAAAUUUUUAUUUGUUUAUUUUAUUUAUUUAUUACAAGCUCAUUUUAUAUUUCAAUAUUAUUAUUUUUUCAAAUCAAUGUGUUUUAUAACUUACAAUAAAUUACAGCCAGUAAAAUUAAAAUUUACUUAUAAAAACAUAAAAUUUUAAUUAAAUCAUAUUCAAUAUAUAUUAUUCUUUUUAUAAUUUUCAAAAACUGACUUCUUUUUUUUCUUGACACAGAUUUUAUUUUGGUUAAUUAAUUUCGAGUUAAAUAAUUGUGCUAUUAUUUCUAAAAGUUCAGCCUACUGUAUGAUUUGUCUAUGACAUUUUUAUUGCACAGUAGAUAUUAACUUUUAUUAAUAAUAAAUUAAUGAAAAAUAUUUUAUUUCUUAUAGAAAUAAAAUGACAAUAAUAGAACGUAAUAAUUUAUUUAAUUAAUAAUAGCAAUGAAAAAUUCGAAAUAAAAUCAAGUUAACAUACUAAAUUGAUAAUUGAUUUUUGUACUAUAUCUAUAAAUAUAACUUGAAGCUAUUGUUUAACUCCAUUUGAGCUUUACCCUGCACUUUGCUGCCAAUGCAGAGCUAAAUAUAAAAUUUUUUUUUUAGCAACCUAUAUGAGAAUCUUUUGUUGAUCUAUAUUUUCUAUAUUUUUUUUUCAUUAUAUAAUUUCGUCAGCAUACUUACAAUACUAUUCAAAUUAUGAACAUUAUAUUGUUAAUAUAUUGUAUUUUUUAUUACAAAAUAUUCACAAGCAAACUACGUUCGCGUUAAAUUAAUUUGAUAAUUUAUAAUCUAUAUUAAUAUGACUAUAAUAAUUAAUGAUUUAUUUGUUAAUAAUUUGUUAAAUAAAUGCUUGUAAUAUAUUAA
This is a messenger RNA of Aphidius gifuensis, 2254 nucleotides long. It is a transcript of the gene bisc, whose product is annotated as TM2 domain-containing protein CG10795. The transcript is spliced from 3 exons. The record is from RefSeq and is a predicted model, not a curated record. Bases 733 to 1287 code for a protein of 184 amino acids. NCBI's taxonomy places the organism in Eukaryota, Metazoa, Arthropoda, Insecta, Hymenoptera, Braconidae.